UCACGCAGAAAGCUCAAAAACAGGAGGCACCGUGCUGUGAGCCGCCACUGCGAGACUGGGCAGGGGCGAGUCCGGGACCAGGGAGAAUGGGGCGCACGGAGAAGGCUGCGGAGGGGGAUGCCGUUGGCUUAGGGUCGGUGUUCCUCACGGUGCUGCUGACACUGGCGUUCUCCGUACCAACCACCACGCUGCUGGUUGUGUACUUCAAGUGUGGCAAUCAGCUGGCACUGAACCACCAGGGAACUGAUAACUUCUCCACGUGGGCCGAGCCAUCAGGGAGAGUCAGCACUGAAGGGAAGGUACCGAGUAUCAUCGACACCGGCAAGCCAGCUGCACAUCUUAUUGGGAUAUACCAGGACCUGGCAGAGGGUGAGGUGCACCGCACCCUGAUGUGGGAGCCAGUGAGGGGGUUGGCCUUCACCAACAACCUGGUGAGGUACCAGGGCCACUCGCUGAUCGUGCCCAAGCGGGGCCUCUACUACGUCUACUGUCAGGUGGGCUUCCGGGGCAGCGGGUGCCAGGAGAAGCCGCUCACCCUCUCCCACCAGGUGUACCGGCGACAUGACUCCUAUCCCCAGCCCCUUCUGCUGCUCACUGGGACCGAGACGGUGUGUGGAAGAAGCCAGGGUCGAGGCAUCUGGUACACAACUCUCAGCCAUGGCGCAAUGGUGGAGCUGGAGCAAGACCACCACCUCUACGUUAACGUCAGUAACCCCACCUUGGUCGACUACCUGGAUGGCAAGACCUUCUUUGGAGUCAUCAAGAUCUGAUCAAGGGGUGCGGGGAAGGGUUAGGGCAGCUUACGUUUCCCCAUCUUCGCUCUCUGUUUUGCCUUUUGUUUUUAAGAUCUACAUAUAUCCUAUCUGAUUUUUCAACUAUUUGCAAUAGUCUGGCAAGAUACAGAAGCCUGGUUAUGUCAGAAGAGGGCAGGAGAGGGGUUUAGUUGAGAAAGGUCUCAGCCCAAAAUGUCAACUGUUUAUUCCCCUCCAUAGAAGCUGCCCGACCCGCUGAGUUCCUGCAGCGUUUUGUGCGUGUUGCUUAAGAUUUCCAGCAUCUGUAGAAUCUCUUGUGUUUAUUAAUUAGUCAAGUCCAGGCUACUGGAGAAUAGCAGUAGAAGCGGUCAAAGGGCAAAGGUGAAGCAAGAAGGAUUCACGAGUGCCUGGGUCACAAGUGUCGAAGGUCUGAGCAAGUCCGCAAUUCAAAAGCCUGAAGGUCAAGCACAUGAUAAACAUGAUUAACAUGUCCUGGGGUCAAGUAAUACCACACUUCUGGUGCCCACGGAGCAUGCCCACAAUUCACUAACCCUAACCAUAUGCCAUUGUAAAGUUUGAGGAAACCAGAGCACCCAGACAAAAGCCAUGUGGUCACAGGGAGAAUGUGCAAACUCCGUGCAAAUGGAGGUGGAACUUGAACUCUGACUACCGGUGCAACCAGUACAGCACUGUUCCAUCCUAUCUGAUGGACCUUGAAGUGACUAUCUGCAGGGUGUAAAAGUAUAAUGGUAUCAUUGCCAAGUGAAUGAGGUGGUCACUGGUAAUUGGUUUACAUUACUGCUUAUUGUUAUUUGUUCAUGAUGGAAGCCCUGUAGUCAUCUGGGGUGGAGAACUCCAAAGGUUGAGUAAAGACUGACCUUCAUCUCUGUCCAGAACAACCAACUGCUUACUUUGAGACUGUGGCCCCUAAUUCCAGAGAAUCAAUCGGGGAGCUGGCAAACCUUCCAAAAUUAGAUUAGAUUGAUCUAACCGGACAGGUUAAAUUCACAAAUUGCCACACCGUCCAUCAAUCCCCUGAUUUAAUCCUAGCCUACUCAUGGGACAGUAUACAAUUCUGGUAGGUUUUGGAAUCUGGGAGGAAACUGGAGCACACGGAGGGAACCCACGCGGUCACGAGGAGAACGUACAAACCCCUUACAGGUAGCGGCGGGAUUUGAACCCUUGCCAUCUGUGCUGAGCUCUACACUACCAUGCUGUCCCCUGUAUCAAAGUGCAGUGAAAAAAAGGUUGUUUUGUAUGUCAUUUCCUUUCAUUGUAUCAGUGCAUUGAGGUUGUACAAGGGAAAAGUAGAAAGAAAAUGCAGAAUGAACCGGAAUCACAAACUAGAGUCAAACAGGACACCAGCAAGUGUCCUGAUGACGAAUCUCGGUCAUAAACGUCGUCAUCUUUUCCAUAGAUGCCGCCUGGCCUGCUGAGUUCCUCCAGCAUUUUUGUUGCAGAAUAAAGUGAUACAGUCACAAAAGGCACGGUAGCAUAGCGGUUAGUGCAUCGUUUUACAGUGCUAGCGAUUGGGGGGGGGGUCAAUGCCUGCCACUGACUGUAAGGAGUUCUCCCCGUGACUGUGUGGGUUUCUUCCGGGUGCUUCAGUUUCCUCCCACAUUCCUAAAGACGUACAGGUUAGAUUGUGGCCCUGCUAUGUUGGCGCAGGAAGCGCGUCGACACUUGCGGGCUUCUCCCUAGCACAUCCUCGGACUGUGAAACAUUUGGUCUUUGUCGCAGUUUCAGUCUACAUGUCACAAAUAUAGCUAAUCUUUAAUCUUUAGAGAAAAUUCUGUUCAGACAAUGAGGUGCGAGAGCCACGACGAUGUGGAUAGACAGUGCGGUCGAGCGUUCAAUGACGACAAAUUUUUGGCUUGCUGCCCUCCUUAAAGAGUGUUGAGUUGGAGGUCUCCAAUUCGCUUAUGCAGGCUGCAUUAUGUGAGGGAAUCCCUCUGCAGGCCGCACCCGGGGAUCAAGCUGGAAUUCUGCCGUUGGUUAAUUGAGAGCUGGAAAGGAACAGCAGCCGGAGAGAUGACGGGCGGACGGGGCUACAGCGGGACUCGGACGACGAGUUACCGUGGGCAUCAAGGGCACAGGCUGGAAGCUGUGGUUCCGCCUGUCGGUCAGUCAGGGGCAGCAGCCAAUCACUCUGUCGUUGGCAUAGCAACAGAAAGUCUGGAGUUCGAGGCUCCUAACGUUGGGAAUGCAUAUUCCAAUUGGCCCAUUCGUCCCAUCAGCGAUGAGAUAAUCAUCGAGACUUUGGUCAGGCCGCAGCUGGGGCACCCUGAGCAAUUCUGUGACCCGUAUUUAAGAAAAGAUGCGCUGGCAUUGGAGAGGGUCCAGAGGAAGUUAACGGGAAUGAUUCCAAGAAUGAAAGGGUUAACGUAUGAUGAGCGUUUGAUGGCUCUGGUCCUGUAUUCGCCGGGGCUU
This is a messenger RNA of Mobula hypostoma (lesser devil ray), 3182 nucleotides long. Its product is annotated as lymphotoxin-beta-like. The transcript is spliced from 4 exons. The record is from RefSeq and is a predicted model, not a curated record. Gene Ontology annotation, cellular component: membrane. NCBI's taxonomy places the organism in Eukaryota, Metazoa, Chordata, Chondrichthyes, Myliobatiformes, Myliobatidae. Bases 87 to 770 code for a protein of 227 amino acids. Gene Ontology annotation, biological process: immune response. Gene Ontology annotation, molecular function: tumor necrosis factor receptor binding.